This is a messenger RNA of Gastrolobium bilobum, 486 nucleotides long. RefSeq names its product leucine-rich repeat extensin-like protein 1. The coding region runs from base 1 to 486 and encodes 161 amino acids. The record is from RefSeq and is a predicted model, not a curated record. The transcript has a single exon. NCBI's taxonomy places the organism in Eukaryota, Viridiplantae, Streptophyta, Magnoliopsida, Fabales, Fabaceae.
AUGGUUCUCUCUCUCACUGCUCUUGCUGUACCAAUGACAGAUCAUCAGAAGCUAAAAACUACGUCAAAGGAUGAUGUUAAGUGCACACCCUGUGGCCAAGUUUCCUCACCGCCGCCACCUUCACCUUCACCGCCACCACCGUCGCCGCCGCCUGCUUCCACCACCUACUGCCCUCCCCCUCCUUCUCACCCUAGCUCCGGCGGUGGAAGUGGCACUUACUAUUACUAUCCUCCGCCGCCACCCUCUCAGUAUACCUACGCAUCGCCGCCGCCUCCGGCAUCCACCGGAGGAGGAAUCGGCGGAACAUAUUACCCUCCGCCGAAUUACAGUAACUAUCCAACGCCGCCGCCACCAAACCCAAUUGUGCCUUAUUUCCCUUUCUACUACCACACCCCUCCGCCACCGUCCACGGCGGCUCCUCCGUCAUUGAGGGGCUCACCGGUCUACGCAAUUACAUUGCUAUCUCUUUUUCUUGUAUUGCUUUGA